This is a messenger RNA of Cicer arietinum (chickpea), 789 nucleotides long. Its product is annotated as early nodulin-like protein 20. Gene Ontology annotation, molecular function: electron transfer activity. Gene Ontology annotation, cellular component: plasma membrane. The record is from RefSeq and is a predicted model, not a curated record. Lineage: Eukaryota; Viridiplantae; Streptophyta; Magnoliopsida; Fabales; Fabaceae.
AACAUCAUUCUUUCAAGCCCCCACAUAUUUAUAUUUAUAUAUAGUAUCUCCCAUUUGUUUUUAAGGGUAGCUAGAAAGUUGAAAAAAUAUAGAGAGAUAAAUUUUAUAAAGUGAUGGAAAAUUCAAGAGUGGUGUUAAUGAUGAGUGGUGUGGUGAUUUUAGGGAUGUUGUCAUUGUGGCCAAUGGUGGUUAUGGGAGGUCCAGUGCUUCAUAAGGUUGGAGGAGGCAAAGGUUGGAAUGAACAUGUCAACUAUACUAUAUGGUCUUCUCAAGAACAUGUCUAUGUUGGUGAUUGGCUAAUUUUUAGGUUUGACAAACGAUACUACAAUGUGUUGGAAGUGAACAAGACAAACUAUGAGUAUUGUAUAGACACCAACUUCAUAAAAAACGUGACACGAGGUGGUCGUGAUGUGGUUCAAUUGACAGAGGCAAGAACAUACUACUUUCUCUCUAGUGGAGGUUAUUGCUUUCAUGGAAUGAAAGUUGCUAUAGAUGUUCAAGAACAUCAACCAGCUGCACCAUCUCCAUCUCCAACGGCUAAAUCCAGUGGUGACUCUUUUUUGCCAUCAAUGUUCACAUGCUUUGGAAUUAUUGUUGCUAAUGUGGUUUAUGUGACUUUGGUUUCAAUGGGCAUUUUUUGAAUGAAAUGUUAAAACAGCUUGAAUAAUACUAGUUCCUUUCUUUUUUAGGGUUGGGUACUUGUUACUUUAACCCAUAUUGAACAUGGUUGCUUGCUUGUGGUAGAAGGAAACAAAAAAGUAAAUUUAACUAAAGGAUUUGUUUUACUUU